Colletotrichum spaethianum is the source of this 2853-nucleotide messenger RNA. RefSeq lists its product as uncharacterized. The transcript has 9 exons. The record is from RefSeq and is a predicted model, not a curated record. Gene Ontology annotation, biological process: meiotic cell cycle; regulation of synaptonemal complex assembly. The coding region runs from base 1 to 2853 and encodes 950 amino acids. Lineage: Eukaryota; Fungi; Ascomycota; Sordariomycetes; Glomerellales; Glomerellaceae.
AUGCCUCCUGUGGCUCACCCAGCGUCCCCUAGGGGUGCCCAACCCGACAAGAUUGCAUCGUUCACAACCUUCUCGCAGAACCUCCUGAAGCGCCUACCGUCCGCCAAUGACCCCCUCGCGAUCGACGCACUGCUCGCCGAGCUGAAACCGCACCUAGAAACGAUCAUCAACUUCCACACAGCAUCGAGGGCAAGGACACAGCGGGGCGAACUGGACAAGAAAGGGACCGAACUGUGGAACGUUUGCACCAGGCUACGCCGCAACGAUGUCGCCGGCGUGCCACCGACAAAGAAGAAGCUUUUACUUCGGAGCAGAGUCUAUGCGUUUUUCAUGAUCUCUGUUGCGAGAGGCGCCGUCUCUGGCGCGAAGCCGCAGAUGGCGGAUGCGGUGCACCUGACGAAACUGAUGCUCAAGGCCGGGAGGAUGUGCAUUGACGACGAUAGCAUCACAACCAGUACGGGCACGAUGAAGCUUGUCAAUGCCAUCUUCUCAAAAGGAGCGGGAUACGUCACGGCACUGGGCGAGCUCCAGAAAACAAUGCUUAGGCCUGACGACUUGAUUGAGUGCAAACGUCUAGACACUGAAUACUACAUACUUCGCACGGCACUGUUGACCGCCCAGGCCUGGAAGGAGGACAACCUCACCGUCGCCGAGUUCAUGUACAAUAAGGGCCACCUCCAGCCGCAAUCUUUGGACCCAACCUCCGCCGAGAAAAUGACCGAGGUUCUGUUUGAGAUGGGCAAGGACCUCUCCAAGAGGGGUGAUUUCCCCAUGGCGGCGCGGUGGCUCGAACGAGGCUACAACACCAUCAACGCCCAGGACCUGGGCCACCUCUCCCGCGACGCCAUCGAGCUGCGUCUCGCCGUCUGCCAGGCCCUGGUCCACGCGCUGCUAGGAAUGAACACGCAAGACUCUUCUCAAAGGGCGUUUGAGCUGGUCAACUACGUCGAGAACGAGAUCGGCGACAAGCCCGUGGUGCUGCUCCUCCGGCUCGAGCUCCUGCAAAAGGCGCCAGCCGAAGUAUUUGACGUCGAGGCCUAUGCCAACAUCCUGAGGCGUAUGGUGCAGGCUUUCAACUUCUCCGAGGCCUACUUCAAGCUGCUCGUGCAUCACGCGCGGAAACUGCACGACAAGAGCCCAACGCAGGCGACCAGUGUCGUGGAUGGAAUGCUCAUGGGUGCAGUCGUCUCUUCAGGACGCGAUGAAUGGGUUGAGAGAUUGGUGCUUCUGAGGAUUUGGAUGGAGAUAAACCAGAGGGAUAGUAUGAAGGCCAUCGAAGGGCUGACGGCUGUCUUGGAGGGGCUUCAGGAUGACCUUGAGAAGCCUUUCGGGGCAUCUACAGCGGUCGGGGCUUGGACACUACUAUGGAAGAAGAUCGAGGUCAACUACAACCAAGGCCACUUCGAUUUCGCCGAUGGUUGGUGCCAGAUCGCGCUGCAGCCCCUUUUCCAGAACGGUGGACCUGCGAACUUGUCAAGGCUCGGCAGGAAGCUCCUUCUCUGUGCCCUGGGGCGGAACGACACCGAGAGGGCGCGGCAAGUAUUCCACAACAUGUCGGAAGCAGCGCGAAACGAGCCGAUGACGCGGUACCUAAUGUACAAGGUCGCGCUCCGCUCAGCAGACCGCGAACUGGCAGCAGAGUGUGUUGAACGGAUCGGGGUUGCGGCCGUACAAGAGCCCGACUUCCUCUACGCUUGCGUCUUGGAGGCGCAACAGGCGGGGGAUAGGGUGUGCGCGAUGCAGGCCAUGAAACAGCUGGCCAAUAGAUUCGAGUUCAGCGAAGCAUCUCCUAUACACUUUCCUGCGCUUUUACGGUGCAACAUCCGGCUUGCCGUGUCGAUCAUGGAGAGCGAGAAGGACGCUGUAAGACGCAAAGCGGCGGUGGAGGAGAUUCUCGCGUUGUUUGAAACAGCGUCCAAAGCAAUCCAUCGAAACCCAAAGGACAAGGACGGCAACCGCCUCUUCACGGUGAAGGAGCUCGAUUGGUUUUGUCAGAACGCGUGCAACCUCGGCCUCAAGUAUUCGGACAGCUGGGACGUGGAGCAGCUCGUCCGUCUGUACGACAGCUGCCUCGCCAUCACGAAACACUACCCUCCAGACAUCCCCGCCGAGGCAGCCAGCGACCUCGCAUUCAGGACCAUGUUCUGCCACUUCGUCGCCGCUGCCGCCCUCGUCUCUCUCGCCCGCGUCGAGGACAACGUCGAGCGGCAGCUACAGCACUACCUUGACACGCGGCGGCACGUCAAAGCGUACAACGACGCGCUGGAGGAGCGUAUGAGCGGGCUGGACAAGAGGCUGAAGACCGACCUCGUCGCAAAGCUGGCAACGUUGAUGGUGUUUGACUUUGAGGCGGCGAUGGCGCUAAAGGAGCAUGAGGUCCUCGGAUACAUUAUCCGCACGGCAAAGACGUGCCGAGAUGUGAAUGCGCUCAAGGCCAUGGGCGACAUUGCUUUGCGCGGCAAACUUCCCGGCCAAGAGCUCUACUCCACGCUGGGCGUCAUCGUCAAUGAGAUCUGGGAGCUCGAGAGGAUCAAGGGCGACCGGCUGGCAAAGUACAUCCGGUGCAUGUUCCACGCCGUGCUGCCGCUCGACGCGGCGCUGGGGCAGAGGCUGAUGAAGCAGGCCGUCGACGUGGCGAGGGAUGCCCGCGGUGGCCAGCACCCGUUCCCGCCCGAGGAGCUCGAGUGGCUCGUAGCCAUGUCCUUUAAUCAGGCGGUCGACGCCUACAACGCCCGGCAGGACGACGAGUGCACCAAGUGGGCGGAACUGGCGAUGAACCUGGCGCACUAUGCCGACGACGGCGGCGCGCUGGAGGCCAUGUUGCAUGAGAACUGGGCGAAACUGAAGCUUUGA